Messenger RNA from Cladophialophora immunda, 3018 nucleotides. RefSeq lists its product as uncharacterized. Gene Ontology annotation, biological process: DNA repair; DNA replication. The transcript has a single exon. Gene Ontology annotation, molecular function: 5'-flap endonuclease activity. Gene Ontology annotation, cellular component: Slx1-Slx4 complex; nucleus. Lineage: Eukaryota; Fungi; Ascomycota; Eurotiomycetes; Chaetothyriales; Herpotrichiellaceae. The coding region runs from base 147 to 2816 and encodes 889 amino acids. The record is from RefSeq and is a predicted model, not a curated record.
CAGCUUCAACCUGAAUAAACACAUGUCGGUGUAUUUUCAAUCAGCCUCCCGUCCUUGUUAUCCUGACUUUCCUUCCUCAAUAACAUCCUGCAACCGCAUUGGCAGUCACUAACCUGCGUCAAUGGGCCGUCAAGUGCCUUCCCACCAUGUCCGGCGCCGUCGUAAUUCUUUCGUCCUCUCCUCCGCGAACAUUCGCCCGUUCUCCCACUCCUGCCGACGCUCUAUCUCCAUUGAGGUCGCCAUGUGGCUUGUCGAUAACUGAAGGAAUCACCUCGAAAAAGUUCAAGGACUCGAGACAGGUUAGAGAUGGAUUCUCUCGCGGCUUCAGCAGCGCACGUGCCCUGCUCGCCGCAAAGGUCGGCGCGGAGAAUAUCCCUCUUCCGUCUCUUCGAAAAGAUGGAUUCAAGCCGAAAUCCCUACAGCGACCCGAAGAGCUUGCCGGAAACACCCUUAAGGAGGCAAGGGGUGGGCCAAAGAACGAAGAAGCAUCGGUGGAGGAGCGAUCUAAGCACUUCAAGUUCUUAGAGUCGCUUGAUCCAGUGCCAAAUCCACGCAAAAGAGACCGUCAGGCGAUCAAAUCAGGCAAUUUGGAAGCUUCAGAGACAGAAUUGAAGCAUCCCGGAGAAGAGCACUCCUUCAACACCAGCCGGCAUUCGAGCCCCCUCUCACUGGAGAAGGCCAUACCAAGGCGUUUGGAUUGGACACCUGUCAAGCCGAGCGCAAAUGGUUUGGAGGCACCGUAUUCUGAGGAUCGAACCGAUGGGUUUAUCAAUGAUCUAAUGGAUUUUUAUGCCUUUGACCCUUUUGCGACAACGGCUAUUGAGACAACCGCGGCAAAUGACACCAACGAAGCGCCGCUAAGUAGAAGAAGGAUUGAGCUUGUCAUGACGGCUGAGGCAAAACCUUCAUCAUCCACAUGCCAACCGAGAUCAUGUGGAAAUCUUGUGAAAGAUGGGAUCGACGGAAAGGCAAAACCUGCCCCCAAAAAGCCUCUCACGAUCACAGGAUUGGCAACGUCGAAUUACAGCGAUGGCCGCCAGAAAAAAACAAAGCUUCCACCCAUGCUGGAAUAUCUUACCGCGACACAAAUGGGUGCAGGGAUUGAAUUAGACCCGGUCGUCGACGUGAGUACGAAGGCUUUGAAAUCAAAAACUUCAAGCAAGAAAGCACGGGUGCCCAAGAAAGCACCAGCCAAGAGUCGAUUGAAAUCUCCAACAUCCGCAAUAAAGACCACUCUGGAGCAGCCGUUUCUCUUUGGUCCAGCAAGUCAAUUAGCUCGCGAUGAAUCGCCUACGCUGACCCGGGAUACCCUGGAAGCACUGAGGCGCUCUGAAUGCUUUUCUUCUGAUCCCAUCUCACCACCUUCGACGCAGCCCGUUUCGACCGAGCCCACGUCACCCAACGUCUGUCGCGGUACGAGUCGGUUUGUCAAAAGAAGGAACUUGUGGGGUGCGGCUGGCCGAGACGAAGAUAAUGCAUUGCUGCAAGUCGACACGGUUGACCUUACUGAUUCCCCUGCUGUGCGCCUAGCCCUUGCAGGGAAAGACGUCCUUGUGCAGCCUAUCGACCGGAACUAUCAAGAAACAACCACUUCGAAUAAUGGCCCUUCGAGGCCUGUGCGACCGCCAAUUCCCUAUGCUACAGAACCCGCACCGCUGGUCGAUAUCGAUGAUAUUGUUACGCCUAGACUUCGCAAAUCUGUCAAGACACCUAUAAAAGCACGACCCAGGCUAUAUCAUACGUCUCGGACGCUUAACCAGCCGCAUCAGGGAGCCGAUGCCCCUGACCGAGACGACGAGCAGCAAUCUGAAUCAAAGAGCGUGGCGCCGGAUCCAAAGCCAACGAUGCCGUCGUACGGGGGGUUUUCCGAUCACGAACUUAAGAAACAAAUAUCGUCGUUCGGCUUCAAGGCUGUUAAGAAGCGAGAGGCGAUGAUUGAGCUUCUCGAGCGAUGCUGGGAGAGCAAACACGGUUUGCAGCAAGGACAUGACGAUGAAAGUGCCACGAGCCAUGCAAUGACACACGCCGAUUUACUAAGUAAAAUUCAUGAUGUCUCCAUGAGACCAGUUCCAAAAGUCAAGAAGCCUCGCGCCAAACGAAAAUCCGAAUCUGGGGACACAAAUAUUGCCAAGGAGCCGAAGAAGAGGAAAAAGGCGGCGACUACAUCGAACGACCCUGCACCAAAAAAAGGGAAAGGCUCCCGGAAGCGCACUUCAAAGGCGCUCUCGGACGAGAAAAUUGUGGAUGUUGAUGAUCUGGGCGGUUCUUCUAAUCGAAAUAUUGAAGAGAGCCAGAACCUGGAACGUUCCACUGUGCAAAAUAACGCGAAAUCUAUGGGACCCCAGCCUGGACAUGCAGCCCAGAGACUCGUUACACCACCAUCGACGGUGCCGCGACUGGAAUGCACACCUUCGCAAGCACGUGAAUCUUCCCGUGCCCAGAGUGCGGCCCUGGUUUCGAGACUGGACAGUCCCGCGGUUGGAGGUCCUGGUCUCACGCCCCAGCAGACUCCUAUACCGGAUAUCUUGUCACAGAUUCAUGCUGCUAUCUAUCGCCUUCCAGAAGCGCAAUCUGUGAACGGGGAAUCCUGCAACCACCAAGUAUCGCCAACCUGGCGCGAAAAAAUUCUCAUGUACGACCCGAUCGUCCUGGAGGAGCUUACGGUCUGGUUAAAUACGGAAGGCUUCAAAGCAAUAGGCGAAGACCGCGAAGUAAGCCCGAUGGAUGUCCGGGUGUGGUGCGAACAAAACGGCGUGUGCUGCUAUGGAGUAACGGGAGGAUGGAGAGGUCGAGGUCGCAGACAUGAGGCUGAAUGAAGUAUUUUGCAUAAAUAGAGGGAAGAACUCCUUUGGAAUGCAAAAAAAAGAGGUUGGCAGGGAGUGCCUAGCAUAAUGUUAUGAAGACUGAACAAGUCACCCUGUAUUCUACGAAUCCCCAUAGCACACUGAUUCACGGGACUCAAUACAAAAGGGAUAAGUGAGCAUUGUCUGCGUCUGGUUACAAUUUCUCAGAACCAAU